CGUCAACGUUUUUGGACUCGUAACUGAAGCUUUGCACACUACAGUUAUGGCACUAAUGUAUACUCAAAAUUCUAAAUGUUAAAACCAUACAAAUUUCAAGUAAAAAUUAGCUUUUUAUUAUUGCAUAUCACUAAAUAAUGAUGGUACGACGCCGUGGCAUGGGUGCUGGCAUAACAUGCAGCGCGUUCCAGCAACAGCCCCUGCAGCAUCGGCCCCAGCAACAGAUGGGCCAACUGAACAUGUCCUGGCUAAACGGCGCAUCGCACCAAUUGACGCCGCGUCGUGACACCUUCGUAUCGAACUUUUGCAACAAAAUGGUGGGUGCAGUGCCGCGUAUGCCGAAUCUUCGCUCGCCCGAGCCGUGCAGUCGAAAGUUAAGUCGCCUGCGGCGAAAAUUGAUGAACAUUUCGCCACAAUUCUCAAGCUCGGCGAAUUGGCAGCCACCGCCUCAGUGCGUGCAGCCCAGUCUAUGGCACAGUCCAAACGCCUCAUUACAGUCGAAUUCGCCCAUUUGGUCGCAAACGAUGAUGCGACCCUGUGCCCAAGGGCAGCUGAAGACAAUCAACGAUUUAUCGAUGCAGUUGAAGCAGCAGCUGCGCCAGCUAAAGCAACAAAGUGCGCAGCAGCAGCAGCAGCAAAAUAAGCGAUUAAGGACAAGCUUUGUGCCGUUCAAUUUUGGCAAAUGUGCGCAGAACUUGCUCAAUUGUCUGGAGAACAAUGCUAGCUACAUGCAUAUGAAGCAAGCGGUAAGCAGAAAGAAAUCUGCAAACAUGAAGCAGCAACAGCAACAGCAGCCACAGCAACUGAAGCUGCAACAUCAACAGAAGCAGCUUCGGCAAACGCAAUCGCAACUGCAGCAACUACAGCAGCUGCAGCAACAACAGCAGCAGCUACAGCAGUUGCAACUACAACAGAAUCAGCUACAGCAGUCGCAAGAGAAGCAGCUACAGCAGCUGCAGCAGCAGCAGCAAUAUUACCAUUUAACGGAUAGCUUUGACUAUGUGAAGCUGGCCGAGCGUAUGGCCACGCAGAUAGUGGAACCACUGGACAUGAGGCUCAACUCGCCGGUGAGCCAUAAAGCUGAUAAUAAUGAGAGCAGCACAACGAUAAUUAACCAAUUCACGGCACCAGCAGCAGAUCGCCAGGAGAAUGAUACCGAUGUCAAGGAAGAUGCCGUAUCGAUCGAUAAAUUCCCAGAUUUCGAUGCGAGUCUGAAGUAUGUAAUGGAACUUCUGUUGGCGGAUAUGUCGGAUAAAUUGAAGGUGAAGCGGCGGCAGCAGCAAUGUUUUCUGACAAAUGAAUCUAAUUUAGAGUCGGAGAUCAGUCUGGCAACGCUGCAGCCAGAGCUGAGCAUAUUGAAUGAGAAUGCAAUUCCGUAUGACAACUGUGUGGAAUUGCUGCGCGAAUUGGAAAACCAGACUGCGCCCGGAGACAGUCUGGUAACGCUGCACGCUGCGAAAGAAGAUGCAACGUGCUGUGGCAAUAGUUCGCCAGCUUCAAAGCAGGCAAUGCAGUCUGGCAACUCUACGGAGCACACUAAUCGGACGAAGCAACCAGCGGCGGAGCAAACUGCAGUGCAGCCCGACGACUGUCUGGCAACACAGCUGCAGGUGGAAGCCAAUUCGUCCCAGCGAAGCACAAAACGAUUUGCCAACGGUGUGGCAACGCCAUGCCAAUCACAAGCGGACUUGCAACAGUUAAAUAUAGCUCAUACAGACAAAAAUCUGGCAACGCUGUGGUACUCACGUGGCAUGUCAAUGCAAUUUGGCAACAGUCCGGUAACGCCGUUGCUGUCAGACUCUGGCCUAACGGACGUAAAUGUAAUCCAGCCGGAGAACAGUCUGGCAACGCCGUCGCAAUCAGAAAUCCAACUAACACCGCUAAACCCACAGCAAUCUGGCAACUGCCUGGCAACGCCAUGGCAGUCAGAAAUCGAUCUGCCAUCGGAAAAUCCAAAAAACGCUACACAGCCCCCUAGCCUGACAACACUCGAUCCGCAGAAGCCAAGCAGCUGCUUGGAGCCGCCGAGUGGCCACGACAAGUUCAGGGAAAUGGACGUAGAGGACAUGGAAAGCCAUUGCAUUGAGGACGAGUUCAAUCUAACAAUCGAGCAGUUGGAACUAUUGCAAGAGAUGCUACAGGAGGAGGAUGAGCACCUGAACUAUAUGGAUUGGUUAACCAUAGGACAUGCAAAUGACUUCGAAAUCAAUCCAACGGAAGACGUAACGAGUCCCUUAUGGAAAUGUCCGUUGAUGAAUCUGAUACAUAAGCCCAAUGGGAACGGCGAACGCCUAAAAGCCGGCAAUCGCAAAGAAACUGACAACGAUUUCUCCAUCUAUAUGAGGAAUACUCCCGAUGAUCAGGAUAUUGAUGAGCCAGCAGCGCAUAAAGCGAAGAUAAACCGCAAGAGGAAAAGCGCCAAGGGAACGUCUAAGGCCAAAUCCUUGAGUAAGAGUUCUCGUAGUAGACAUCAGCAUAAGUCGAAGCGGAGAGAUCAUGAGCUGGAAAUUAUGCGAAUGCCAACGCGUUGGCCAUUGCAUUGGCCCAGUCCCCGUGUCAUACAGCAUAUGAACAAGAAGAAGAAGAAGUUGGUAUUACGUGGCAUGUGCAGCACACGAAUGCCCAACCUGAAACUGAACAGCUGUACCUCAAAGCUGAAGCAUCCAACACAUUCAAAUAGCCUAAAGAAAACCUAUAGUCGCAUGCACAAACCCCUCCUGAAUCAACUGCCAAUGACAAGAAGCUAUUCCGAGUUCUGGUACCACUAAGUCCACGCAAUAUACAUAUUUAUCUAUGUAUAUAUAUAAAAGCAUGGGUCAUACAUAAGAACAUAGUCUAGUUGAAGAUGUCUUUAACUAGGAUCUGCUCCUAUGUGCAAUCCAUGCACUCUGUGUCUAUAUAUAUACAUAUACCCGUACAUCGUUAAGAUAUUGAGUGCUUUAAUAAAGUUUGAGUCGAACCCUAACCAAAA
This is a messenger RNA of Drosophila hydei, 2971 nucleotides long. RefSeq lists its product as uncharacterized. The record is from RefSeq and is a predicted model, not a curated record. Lineage: Eukaryota; Metazoa; Arthropoda; Insecta; Diptera; Drosophilidae. Bases 138 to 2768 code for a protein of 876 amino acids. The transcript has a single exon.